AGCUAAAUUUCUCACAACUAAAAAUCCCUACUCUCUUUGUUUUAAGAUGGGCCUAAAAGGCAAGUUACUUCGCCAGAUAGAGAUCAGUUUUCAUGGAGAUGUUUUUCAUGAAAUCUAUAGAGACAGACCACAUCAUGUGCCUUCCAUGUGCCCAAUUGUUGUUGGAGUUGAAGGCCAGUGGGGAACUGUGGGCUCUAUUAUCAUCUGGAAAUUUACCCAUGAUGGGGAAACCAAGACUGCCUCGGAAGUUAUUGAGUCCAUAGAUGAUGAGAAGAAAAUGAUGAAAUUCAGAGUGAUUGGAGGUGACGACGUCUUAGAAUACUAUAAGAGCUUCAUUAUAACAUAUCAAGUUGAUACAAAUAGUGAUGGCAAUUUUGUGAGUUGGAGUAUCGAAUAUGAAAAACUGAAAGAAGAGAUUCCUGAGCCACUCACCUAUCUGGAACUUCUCCUUAACAUAACCAAAGAUAUAGACAAUCACCAUGCGAAGCUGCUGAACCCAUGAAAAUUGGGGUAAGGAAAUAAUAAUAAGAAUGAUAAUAAUAAUUGUUAUUAAUGAAAAUAAUAAUAAUCUAUAAACCUAAUAAUAAGAGCCAAAAAAGUUGAACUCCCUAACAGAAACUAAAAAAAUGUUUGGUGUAAUUGUUUAUUAAAAUGAAUGGUUCAUAUUAUUUUGA
Molecule: messenger RNA, 674 nt
Organism: Ipomoea nil (Japanese morning glory)
Lineage: Eukaryota; Viridiplantae; Streptophyta; Magnoliopsida; Solanales; Convolvulaceae
Product: kirola-like
Exons: 2
Coding region: 47-502 (151 amino acids)
Biological process (GO): defense response
Source: RefSeq, a predicted model, not a curated record